Messenger RNA from Psammomys obesus (fat sand rat), 1234 nucleotides. It is a transcript of the gene Ech1, whose product is annotated as enoyl-CoA hydratase 1. Gene Ontology annotation, molecular function: delta(3,5)-delta(2,4)-dienoyl-CoA isomerase activity. NCBI's taxonomy places the organism in Eukaryota, Metazoa, Chordata, Mammalia, Rodentia, Muridae. The record is from RefSeq and is a predicted model, not a curated record. The coding region runs from base 90 to 1073 and encodes 327 amino acids. Gene Ontology annotation, cellular component: mitochondrion. The transcript has 10 exons.
GAUGCCCUGGACCAACAUGGCGGACAUUCGUGCCCGCCCCCUGGGUUUUCUCCCGUAGCGCGUCGCCCGCCUCCGGGGUGCUCGACGAGAUGGCUAACUCGAUGACAGUUUCCAGCAAACUACGGGGCCUGCUGAUGCAGCAGCUGAGAGGUACCAGCCAGCUGUACUUCAACGUCACCCUUCGCUCGCUGAGCUCCUCCGCACCAGAGGCCUCCAAAAGAGCCCCCGAGGAAUUCUCAGACCACAGCUACGAGUCCAUUCAAGUGACGUCUGCCCACGAGCACGUUCUCCAUGUACAGCUAAACCGGCCAGAGAAGAGGAACGCCAUGAACAGGGCCUUCUGGAGGGAGUUGGUGGAAUGCUUCCAAAAGAUAUCUAAAGACUCCAACUGUCGGGCUGUCGUGAUUUCUGGUGCAGGAAAAAUGUUCACGUCAGGUAUUGACCUCGUGGACAUGGCCUCAGAGUUCCUGCAGCCCUCGGGCGACGAUGCGGCCCGCAUCGCCUGGUACCUCCGAGACCUCAUCAGCCAGUACCAGAAGACCUUCACUGUCAUCGAGAAGUGCCCCAAGCCGGUGAUCGCUGCCAUUCACGGAGGCUGCAUUGGCGGAGGUGUGGAUCUCAUCUCAGCCUGUGACAUUCGCUACUGUGCCCAGGAUGCUUUCUUCCAGAUCAAGGAGGUGGACGUGGGCCUGGCCGCCGACGUGGGGACCCUGCAGCGACUGCCCAAGGUCAUCGGGAACCAGAGCCUCGUCAACGAGCUGACCUUCACCGCUCGCAAGAUGAUGGCUGAUGAGGCCCUGGACAGUGGGCUGGUCAGCCGGGUGUUCCCAGAUAAGGACCUCAUGCUGAAUGCAGCCUUUGCCCUGGCCGCUGAUAUUUCCAGCAAGAGCCCUGUGGCUGUGCAGGGGUCAAAAGUCAAUCUAGUCUACUCCCGAAACCAUUCUGUGGAUGAGAGCCUUGACUACAUGGCCACCUGGAACAUGAGCAUGCUGCAGACCCAGGACAUCAUGAAGUCAGUCCAGGCAGCCAUGGAGAAGAAGGACCCCAAAAACGUCACUUUCUCCAAGCUCUGAGCGCCUUCCAGGCCCUGACGGAGGAAGGCCCAGUGAGGUCAGAGUGGCCGGCUUCUCCAGCGUGGUCUCCAGUGUAUGGCUUUAGGCUUCGGUCCGGGCCUUACCUUCACUGUGAAUGCUAGCGCUUGAACACGGCUGUGAACAAUAAAGUUUGAACACGG